AUGCAUUCCCACUACACGCCAGUCCCGCCAGACACACACCAACCCCACCAAACACCACAGGACGACGCCUCGCCGAGGUCUGCGUUCUAUGACCCCAGCACGUCGUAUAAGACGAAGACGUCCAUGGUGGCCAGACGCUACGCCACGAACCACUGGCCGGAGUACAUGCGUCUCGAAGAGGCCGUCCAUCGCGAAGACGAUCUUUUUGGGCCACUCCUCGCCGAGUCCAUCAACCUGUCCUCCCUCCCGUCUACCUACUCGCAUGACCAGGACGAUGUGUUCCUCGAUAUGGACCCAGAAACAGCCGCCCUGUUCCAGUCCGCUCCUGUCGACCUGCCCGACCUGGACUUCACCCUGCCAACAUGUCCGUCCACCCCGGCCAACGUCGUUCCUCCUCCUCCACCCCCCUCCGUGCCGGCUGCCAUGGGGAGGAGCGGCGGCGCAUGCCCCCGGUGUGGGGCCCACCGAAGUCAAGCAUGGACAGAUGGCAAAGCAUGGGUAGACUUCGACACGCGGCUGGCCCGCAUGGAGGCUACCAUGAACGAGACGGCGUCGGCUGUGGCCCGCAUGGAGGCCACCAUGAAUGAGACGGCGUCGACUUUCCAGAGCCUCCUGCCUCGUGCCCUACGGCGCAAUGCAGAACCUGAUCGACAUUACCAUACUGUUUGA
Messenger RNA from Verticillium nonalfalfae, 669 nucleotides. RefSeq lists its product as uncharacterized. The record is from RefSeq and is a predicted model, not a curated record. NCBI's taxonomy places the organism in Eukaryota, Fungi, Ascomycota, Sordariomycetes, Glomerellales, Plectosphaerellaceae. The transcript is spliced from 3 exons. The coding region runs from base 1 to 669 and encodes 222 amino acids.